This is a messenger RNA of Emys orbicularis (European pond turtle), 968 nucleotides long. It is a transcript of the gene CIBAR1, whose product is annotated as CBY1 interacting BAR domain containing 1. Bases 1 to 948 code for a protein of 315 amino acids. The transcript is spliced from 9 exons. Lineage: Eukaryota; Metazoa; Chordata; Testudines; Emydidae. Gene Ontology annotation, biological process: cilium assembly. Gene Ontology annotation, cellular component: ciliary transition zone; ciliary basal body. The record is from RefSeq and is a predicted model, not a curated record.
AUGGGAACUGGGUGUAAGCGGAGCGUGCGCCGCGGCUCCCCUUCGCUCCCGGCCGCCAUCAUGAUGCUAGGCCGCGGGCUGGACGCCAGGGACAAUCAAACUAGACAAGUACGAGAGGCUGUUUCAAAUGUGGAAAAACAUUUUGGUGAAUUGUGCCAAAUAUUUGCUGCAUAUGUACGUAAAACUGCUAGACUACGAGACAAAGCAGACCUGCUAGUAAAUGAAAUAUAUGCAUAUGCAGCUACAGAGACACCAAGCUUAAAACUUGGAUUGAAAAAUUUUGCAGAUGAAUUUUCCAAACUUCAAGAUUAUCGCCAAGCAGAGGUUGAAAGGCUUGAAGCCAAAGUGGUUGACCCUCUGAAAAGUUACGGGACCAUAGUAAAACUUAAAAGGGAUGAUCUCAAAGCAACUUUAACAGCAAAGAAUCGAGAGGCUAAACAGUUAUCUCAACUGGAAAGGACACGUCAGAGGAAUCCAUCAGAUCGACACAUUAUUUCACAGGCUGAAAGUGAUCUACAGAGAGCUUCGAUGGAUGCAACUCGAACAAGUCGGCAGUUGGAGGAAACCAUUGACAAUUUUGAGAAACAGAAAAUAAAGGACAUAAAGAGCAUAUUUUCUGAAUUUAUAACUAUUGAAAUGUUAUUCCAUGGAAAAGCUUUAGAGAUUUACACUGCUGCCUACCAAAAUAUACACAAUAUUGAUGAGAAUGAAGAUUUAGAGGUUUUUCGGAGUUCACUGUAUCCACCAGACUAUCAGUCUCGUUUAGACAUAGUCCGUGCAAACUCAAAGUCCCCCCUUCAAAGAACUGGUUCAUCAAAAUUUUCACCUGGAAUAAUACAGCAAAUGUCUAACAGUCGGCUAAGAAAAGAAGAGGAGGAAGAUGAAGAGGAGGAAGAAGAGGAGGAGGAGGAGGAGGAUGAAUUGGAAGCUACCAAGGAAGAGAGAUAACUUUGAGAACUCUAAGUAUU